GCCCCCUCGCCCUUUGUCUCUGGCGCCGGGGAAGCUCCGGCGGCUGCGAGAGGCGGACAGCAGCCGCAGACUCCACCUCUUCCUCGAGGGGAAGCCCUCCUCCCGGCCUGCCCAGUCCUCCUGCCGCCGCCGAUCGCUCUCCUGCCGCCUGCCUCCUCUUGCAGGUGUAACAGCACCAGGGACCCGCGGGCCGGACCGCCGCCGCCGCCGAGACGCCUCCGCGCUCCUCUUCCUUCCCAGCUUUUCGGUGGGGACUGAAGUGUGACCCUCCGUCGAACACCAUAUAUGCUUCAGCACUUGGAUGCUUCAAGGCAUGGAUGGGAAGAAAUGCAGCGUAUGGAUGUUCUUACCUCUUGUGUUGACACUGUUUACCUCAGCAGGACUGUGGAUUGUGUAUUUUAUAGCAGUAGAAGACAACAACAUUAUUCCGCUAAAUGUGCUGGACAGGAAGGAAGGUCCUCAAAAGCCUCCUUAUAUAAGUAUUGCAGGUGACGCCCCUCCUGCAAGCUGUGUGUUUAGCCAAGUCAUGAACAUGGCAGCAUUUCUAGCGCUUGUCGUGGCUGUCCUUCGCUUUAUUCAGCUAAAACCAAAAGUUUUGAAUCCCUGGCUCAAUGUGAGUGGCCUGGUGGCGUUGUGCUUGGCCUCCUUCGGAAUGACUUUGCUGGGCAAUUUCCAGCUUUCGAACGAUGAAGAAAUCCAUAAUGUGGGCACAUCCCUGACCUUUGGUUUCGGCACCCUGGCCUGCUGGAUUCAGUCUGCCCUAACGCUCAAAAUAAACUUGAAGAAUGAAGGAAGGAAAGCUGGGAUCCCACGAGUCGUCUUGUCGGCAGCGAUAACCCUCUGCGUCGUCCUUUAUUUCAUCUUGAUGUCCCAGAAGUUCCACAUGCACGCUGCGCGGAUACAGUGGGGAAUGGUGAUGUGCUUCCUCUGCUACUUCGGCUCCUUUGCUGUGGAGUUCAGACACUACCGCUUCGAGAUCAUCUGCUCCGAGUACCAGGAGAACUUCCUCAGCUUUUCCGAAAGCCUCUCCGAAGCGUCCGAGUACCAAACAGAUCAGGUGUAACCCAGGCCACACUCUUUCUCUCCUUUUGUCAUGGCGUUAGGUUCUUGUAGACACAUGGUUGAACCCCUGGUCCUAUUCCUCCCCCUUUUCUUUUUUUUAAUACUUGCUCAUUUUCCAUGCCUACAAGUUGCCAAAAAGUAUUCCCCCCC
Molecule: messenger RNA, 1212 nt
Organism: Lacerta agilis (Sand lizard)
Lineage: Eukaryota; Metazoa; Chordata; Lepidosauria; Squamata; Lacertidae
Gene: TMEM150C
Product: transmembrane protein 150C
Exons: 9
Coding region: 302-1063 (253 amino acids)
Source: RefSeq, a predicted model, not a curated record